CGGUUGUGUUUCGCGCGGCAUUUUUGUAUCCCAUAGUACUUUUUUCUCUCUUUUUACUGGGCAUAUGCUCCACGGUUGAGGCAAAACCCACUGCAACAAAGUAGUGCGAGUAGUGUAUGUAUUAAGAAAAAAAAAAGUUGCAGUCGUCGUUCUUCAUCGAAAUUCGAUUCGAUAGAAAAGAAAAAUGGAAUUUUCUUUUGAGAAAAACUAAUUAAAACAUUAUUUUGAUGUUUUUUUCGUUGCUAAUGUGAUCGAUUGGGGAUUUUAAUUAAUUUCAAGUUUCUUUUUGUGUAAAAAGUGUGGAUUUGAUGUCUCAAAAUUGAGGUCGAUGAGUGCUGAUUUGCAGAAAUCAUUACAUACCUACAUACUUCUUGGCUGUGCUGAACUUUUCCUUUGAUAAAAUUUGAUUUGGAUAAUAUAUUUAUUAAACAGUCCAAGGAAGUAAAAACAUUAUGAAUAAAGAAGACCUUGAUUUCGAUCCCAGCAUCCCCGAAGAUGAACGAAGAUUCUAUCUUAAGGCCUAUCCAAAUGUCAACCAUGUUAGAGAACGUAAGGUGCACUGCACAAUAUGUAAAAUGCAUAUUGGUACGGCCCCUUCCAACGAGAGCAUCAUUCGCAUGCACCCCAUUUUGCGAGUUACUCAUUGCAAAAAAUGUCAUGACUUCUAUAACAGUGGGGAAUUCAGCAAGGGCGAAGAUGGCAGCGAACUAUAUUGCCGUUGGUGUGGACAAGGCGGAGAAGUCUAUUGCUGCUCGAACUGCCCAUUUGUAUUUUGCAAGUCUUGCAUUAUUUCGAAUUUAUCAAGGGGAGUAGUUGCGGAUAUUGAACAAAAUGAAAAUUGGAGUUGUUUUAAUUGCGCUCCAAAAAUGUUAUGGCCGUUAAGAGCGCAACAUUGGGCUUUGAUAAAGUUCAUUGAUAAGCAGAAAAAAGCAAUUCUCAAUUCUAAUUUAUCUGAUGCAGAAAUAAAAGUCCAAAUGACUAAAGACCGAAGCUUAUGUUGCAAGAUCAAAAAAGUAAGUGGUUAUGGAACUGAUUCAUCGGACUCCAGUGACAUCUCCCUUUCUCGUCUGAAAAAGAAGGCAGGAGAAAAGAGAAGCCGAAAAUCAUUAUCAAAAGAAGAUCUCUCUGGUGGAGCUUCUCCUGCUCAAGCUAAAAAAGCAAAAGGAAAUGAUGAAGUUGUUUGCACUCCAGACGUUUUAAGCAUGCUAGAGCCGGAAUGUACUUUGACAGUGCCUACUAAUUCCAAGACACCCACAAAUUCUCAGCCUUCAACUUCCAGCCCAAAAAUAAUGUCUAUUCAGCCUCCUGCUAAACGCAUUAAUACUCCUCCAUUGCUGGUUCGAAAUGCCCAGCCUGCACCUUUGCGUUCCUUAGCUCCAGCUCAAGUUCUUAAGAAAACAGUGGUUGGACCAAGAUUGCCUUCAGGCCAAGGAUCAGACUACACUACUCCCGUAUACCACACAAUCAAUGGUUAUCGUAUUGAUUUGAAUUCAGCGGCUCAGCAAGAAACUGUCCGAUUGCCAAAUGGGAAAUUAAUUCAGGUUAAGCGACAGGGAACUGGACCACAACAAGUAACAACAGUUCAAAAUGCUCCAACUCAACAUUCCACUCCGACAAGAGUUAUUCACAAUAUAAGUGGCCCAAAUGUUUCACCUAUUGCGAGUGUUCCCACUCAGCAAAUAGUUCACUCUAGUGGUGGACAUAUUAUCCGCACACAAUUGCCAGCUCCUCGUUCGAUUGCUAUACAAAAUACUGGUCUCGUUAAUCAGUUCCAAAUACAACAUCAACAGCAGCAACAACAACAACACCAGCAACAGCAGCAGCAAUCGGCACCGGUGCAGCCUCAAUUCCAGCAAAUAACAAUACGUCAGCCGAAUCAACAAAUCGCCACUAUUCGCUAUCAAGGUAAUUCAACCCCCCAGGUGGCAAAUAUGAUGCAAAAUGGAACAAUGCAGAUUUUGAAUGGAACCCAGGUGACAAAUUCUGCCGGCCAACUGCCCAAUAUUCGACCAAUGCCAACGUUCAUAAAACAAUUCUUCCCCAACACUCCACUGGGUCAAUCGCGCACUCAAUUGCAAAGUCAGAUCUUCAAUGCAAUGGAAAUUUGUCAACAUUUGAUGGGCAAAUUACAGACACUCACCAAUUCGAAUGCGUAUAAAACAGCUAAGAGUAUGACCGAUGUAAAAGAACUUUACAUUCACCUCUCGUACUUGCUCACAUAUGCAAUAGGAAGAUUUAAAGGGCUACAAGAUAAUUGUUUAGCUGAUAUGAGAGAUCUAGGAUUUACAAAUGAUGCAAAUAGCUUAGAAAACGGCCAACUUGCUGCAGAAAAACAAGCUAGUGAUGCUGAAGAAGAUGAAAUUACAAUUGUCGAACCGAAAACCGAUACAAUCAACUUAGACUCUGAUAAUGAAGAUGAUCUCCCUCCGCCGCCAAGUAAGUCAAUGGGAAAUCAUCCAGCAAAAUCUGUCAUCACGAGUAACUCCAACUUGAUCACGCACACCAAUCAGGUGAGGUCUGAACAAUCGCCGCCGAUUGUUACUCCGACAACAACAACCAACGCAGACGAUGAAUUAACAGCGGAAUAUGAUUUCUCAAAGGUUGCAAGUCUUCUAGCUGGUAUGUUAGAGGUCGAGCUAACCGAGGGCGGAAACGAAAGUCCUCAGGCGCCUAAAAAACCACGUAAAAAGACCACAAACAAACCGAAUCCAACAUUAGUCAAACAGAAAGAAAUACAAGAGCGUGAACGCUUGGAAAAUAUUAAAAAGAAUUGCGUUAAGUUGAAAAUGGAGGUUCAAAUUCCGCUUAAUAAAGUGGAGGAUAUAUAUGAAUAUGCCAAGCCCAUGCUUGAGGAACUUAAACAUGAGAAGUUAAAGGCAGAUGAAAACGAGUUGUCAGAGAAUGAAACUUCGAAGAAAGAAGAGGAAGUAGAAACAAAGAAUGAGCAAGAAGGGGAUAAGAAAGCAGAAGAAACAUCCGAAAAUGAUAUUGAGAAAAGUAAUCCGGAGAAGGAAAUACAAGAUAAAGAAGACUCUGAGGAAAUGGUUGUUGUGCUUGUCGAAGAGGCUGAUACCUUAAAUGUAAAUGAAGAAAAUGAUAAGAGAACAGCUGAUAGUAAAAAUGACGAAAUGGAAGUCGAAGAUGCUGACCCUAUUGAUCAGGAAGAGUCUCAAAAUAGUGAACGAGAACUUGUUCAAAAGGAAAAUUCCGUGCAGCCAGACCAAGAUGGAGAUGUAAUCCAGCCAGAUCAAGAGGAAGAUUCAGUGCAGCAAGAUGAGGGAGAAGAUUCAAUGCAGCCAGAUGAGGAGGGAAAUUCAGUGCAACCAGAUCUAGAAGAAGAUUCAAUGCAGCCUGAUCAGGAGGAAGAUUCAGUUCCACUUAAUCAUGUUAUUGAUUCAGAACUCCCAAAGGAAUCAGUCGAGAACAAUGAAAAGAAUAAUGAAAGUGAAGGCAGCGAUGAAUCAAAAAAUAAAGAAGAAGUUGUUGCAAGCGUAGAAGUUAACGACGAGGACGCCGAAAACAACGAAGAGGAAGAAGAAGAAACUGAAAUGUUAAUAGAUAGCGCAAACAAAAAAAACUCUGAGCUGCCAUUAAACACAAAAUUAGCUGACCAAAGUAACGCUGAAAACGACACUGACCCGCUGAAAAGCGAUGAUUGUGAUAAGGAUCAGUUGCUUCCAGUCGAAGACAAACAAAACAAAAAUGAUAAAGACGUUGAAAACAAUAUCGAAAGUAGUAGUCUCUCGCACAAUUACAAUACCAUCUUGGGCAGAACAGAGGUAGUUUAAAUCUAGGCAGGCACGACAAAAUAUUUCAAAAUUUAUAAUAAUUUUAUAUAAGCUAAGUAAUUUCUGCAUAUAAUUAUUUAUUGUUUUCUAUUGCAAUACUGUUUACGUAUGUUUGUUUUAUUUUUAUUUCUUUUUUACUUAAGAAACUCAAUUAACGGAUAAGUUUCCGUUGCUUUAUAAUAUUACAAUAUUAUAAUUUUUUAAUUAUUAUGUAAAUAGGAAAACAAAAUAACCGUUAAAUAAAUCUUAGUUAUUUUUGUAUAUUAAAAAUAGGUUAGUGAUGAUCUUGAAAAGAAUUAAAUUGCAGCAUUAAACUAUGUUAAAUGCUAAAUGGAAAAUAUACUAAAUAAAUGUGAAAACACAAUUAUUAUUUUUAUUUUAAAUUUCGUUUGUGUUUGUUUCAUUUGUAUAGACGACGCGUGCGUCGGGGUGGUGUGUGAGAUAUUUUUUUAAACAAUUUUAAUUCUAAUAAAUGUAUGUAUGAACUCAAAAAUG
This is a messenger RNA of Eupeodes corollae, 4283 nucleotides long. RefSeq names its product inner centromere protein A (gene ADD1). The record is from RefSeq and is a predicted model, not a curated record. The transcript is spliced from 4 exons. The coding region runs from base 453 to 3788 and encodes 1111 amino acids. NCBI's taxonomy places the organism in Eukaryota, Metazoa, Arthropoda, Insecta, Diptera, Syrphidae.